Messenger RNA from Amoebophrya sp. A120, 228 nucleotides. NCBI's taxonomy places the organism in Eukaryota, Dinophyceae, Syndiniales, Amoebophryaceae. The record is from the annotation of a GenBank genome assembly.
UUUUCCCGACCGUCUUCGCCUUUGGUUUCUUACCUCGCUCGUUCCUUGCUACGUUUCUUGUUUCGCUUUUUUUUCUAAUUUCCUGGGGUUAUUUCUGUGCCUCGUUUCUUGUUUAAAUUUUUGGCUCAUUGCCAUUUUGGGCCUGCCUUACCUUUUUCCUUUUUUUGCAAUUCCGUUGCCCUGUCAUUUUAGCCGUGAAAACCCGGCGGCCUGGAAUUAGAUUGGAAC